GGAUUUUUUAGAAAGUAAGAGAUAUUCUCUUGAUUAUGUUAUAAUUCAGUUUGCAUAUCAGAAUACAAUGUGAUAACUGGAUAGAUAUAUCGGCACGAAUGUUUUAUAGGUCAAUGUUUCAACAAGCUGUUAUCUCAUCAGGAAACGUAUAGCAUCUAGAGCCACAAUGGAUGCAUGGAAUCUGGCUACAGUCUAUGAUCCUCUAAAGAUUGGUAGUAUAGAUGGCACAGAUGAAAUACCACAUGAUAAUGGUAUAACACGGGCCAUUAGAGCAAAAUAUAAGCCCAACCUUCAAGUGAAGGGUGAACCAGAUCAUACCAUAUUCGUAGGGAGGCUCAAUCCUGACACAGAUGAAAUCUCACUCAGAGCCUUCUUCUCCAGUUACGGAGACAUCAAACACUUACGUCUAGUAAGAGACAUUGUGACUCAAUUCUCAAAAUGUUAUGCUUUUGUCGAAUAUAACGAUGCAAAAGAUGCAAAUAUGGCUCAGAAACAUGCACAUAAAAGUCUUUUAGAUAAUCAUGAGAUUAUCACUGAGUUUGAACACGAGAGGAACAUGAAAGGUUGGGUACCAAGAAGACUUGGUGGAGGAUUUGGUGGUAACAAAGAAUCUGGUCAAUUACGUUUUGGUGGCAAAGUUCGACCAUUUAAAGCACCAAUAUUAGCUCAAAAUCAGACUGAAGUAAAGCAAGAGCCUAAAACUGAGGGUUCUUCUAGACGAUCAAGAAGCAGAGAUAGAAGUUAUCGUGAGAGACAUAGGAGUAAAAGCCGUGACAGAGAACAUAGGCGUCAUAGAAGUAGAGAGAGAAGUAGGGAAUGUCACAAGAAGAAAAGGAAAAGGGAGCGAAGUCGUAGUUAUGACAAGAAUGACAGAGAUGGCAGAUAUUGAAUUAUAAAUAGCUAUAUGCAAUAUUUAGAGAUUGUGUCACGUCUGUCUUAGUAUGAUGAAUCAACAAAGAUGUGCCAAGACAGUGAACCAACCAACUUAUUGGGAACAAUGUGUACAAUUAAUAUAUACAUUUACAGCGAAGUAGUAAGAAGUCAUGAUUUGAGGCUCGAAAAACAAACCUGCUUUAUUUGUUGUUAGAUAAGCAAAAACAUCUUUAAUAUUUGUAUUUCAUAGAUAAAUUUUAAGGACUCUAAAUUAUGCUAUUUAGUGUACUAAUUAGGAGGUCUUCACUUUUCAAGGUUUUUGCAUUCGGGAGAUUCUGCAUUUUGAGGAGAUAUGAACACAUUUUCAGUAAAUGUUUAUAGUUCUAUUGAUC
Messenger RNA from Owenia fusiformis, 1265 nucleotides. NCBI's taxonomy places the organism in Eukaryota, Metazoa, Annelida, Polychaeta, Sabellida, Oweniidae. The record is from the annotation of a GenBank genome assembly.